AUUAAAAUGAACUUAUCUCCAAUAGAAUUACUCACAGGAACUCUGUGGUAUUGGUUGCCAGCCUUUUGUGCAUGGGCCAUGUUUCAUGUAACUUAUUUGAUAGGAAAGAGCAAAGAUGAGUAUAGUUUGAUCGAUAUUGCAUGGGGCAUGGGCUUCGUUAUCCAAACAAGUGUUCAAUUGCUUAUUUUAUAUUUCACAUCUACUGAUUCACUCAACUGGAGAGCAAUCUGAGUGACAAUCUGUGUUGCAGCCUGGGGACUUAGAUUAUCCUGGCAUAUUGGACUUAACCACGAGGGUGAAGACUGGAGAUAUGUCAUUCUUAGGAAAAGAUUCCACGAUGACGAUCCAGAAAUCUUCCAGAAGAAGAUCUACAGAUACAUUUUCAUGCUUCAAUGGGCCUUGAUGACUCUCGCAUGUUAUUCUCCAUGCAACAUCAUUAUCUGGUCUACAAACAACAAUGUUACAAUAUUUGACAUUCUUGGAGUUUCAAUUUUCCUGUUCGGCUUUUUCUUUGAAGCAAUUGGCGAUCACCAACUAAAUAAGUACAGAGAGAAGAGAGACCUAGCAGCAAGAAAUGGAAUGAAAAUGGAAAGAUACUGUAAAGAAGGCCUAUGGGCAUAUACUAGACACCCAAACUAUUUUGGAGAAGUUGUAGUGUGGUGGGGUAUCUUCCUGCUCAGCUUUGGAAAUAAUCCAAACGGAUUUUGCUAUUUCAGUAUUCUCUCUCCAAUCCUCAUGAACUAUCUCCUUAGGUAUCGUUCAGGUGUUCCUUUCCUCGAAAAGAAGCAUAUGAAGGAUCCUGAGUUCCAAGAAUAUGCAUCGAGAGUGAGUCCAUUCAUUCCAUGGAUUCCAAAGCCUAAAAAAGUGACGUCAAAAUCAGAGUAACUAAAUUCAAUGUA
Moneuplotes crassus is the source of this 899-nucleotide messenger RNA. Lineage: Eukaryota; Ciliophora; Spirotrichea; Euplotida; Euplotidae. The record is from the annotation of a GenBank genome assembly.